AUGGUCCGCACAAUCCCCACGUGGGCCUGCGCCGGCCUGCUGCUCGGCGCCUCGGGCGUCUCUGCGCAAUCGGGCGGCGCCCAGUCCGGCCUCAAGUUCGGCGAGAACUGGCUGACGACGGUCAGGGACAGCGAGCUCGUGGCCAAGAACUUCCCGGCCGUCGAGGGCGUCGAGCUCCUGUCGCCCUACUUCCAGGACCCCGAGUCGGUGAAUCCGGCCUUCGUCAACGGCACCGACGGGCCCACCGACGACUUCCAGCUCGACUUCUUCAUCCGGAAGCUCGCGCAGAGGAAUGCCUGGCUGACCUACCAGGCCGCCGACUUCCAGUCCGAGGAGGGCCGGGCGAUCCCCUACGUGUACCUAUCGUCCCCAGGGAGCAGCAGCACGCGGAACGACACGGCGGCGGCGGGCAGCAGCAAGCUGCGCGUGUACAUCCAGGGCGGGAUCCACGGCAACGAGCCGGCGAGCGACCAGUCGGUGCUGGCGCUGCUGGGCAAGAUGGACGCCAACCAGACGUGGGCGGCGUCGAUCCUGGACCGCAUGGACAUCAAGAUCCUGCCGCGCUACAACGUCGACGGCGUGGCCUACUUCCAGCGGCAGCUGUCCAGCAACCUCGACCCGAACCGCGACCACAUCAAGCUGAUGAAGGACCAGACGCGCCGCAUCAAGCAGGUCAUUAGCGACUUUAGCCCGCACAUUGCGAUUGACAUACACGAGUACUCGGCGCCGACCAUCUACGGCGGCCACUACCAACAGGGCUCCGACGCCCUCAUCUCGGGCGGCAUCAACCUCAACAUCCACGGGGCCAUCCGCUCCCUCGUGCUCGACACCUUCAUCCCGGCCAUGGGCGCGCGGCUCGAGGCCCACGGCCUGCGGUGGGAGCACUACGUCACGGGCGCGUCCAACAGCACGCCCGGGUCCGAGAUCGCCUUCACGCAGGCCGUCACGGAGCCGCGCACCAACCGCAACGCCGCGGGGCUCACCCAGGCCGUCUCGUUCCUGCUCGAGACGCGCGGCAUCCGCCUGGCCGACCAGCACUUCCAGCGCCGCGUCGCCACGCACCUGCUCAAGGUCGAGGCCGUCCUCGAGCUCGCGCGCGACCGCGCCGGGGAGGUCUACGGCGAGAUCGAGCGGGCGCGGGCGGAUUUCAUCGCGUCCGACGACCCCAUCGUCGUCACGGACUCGUACACGCCCACCGGCCUCCGCAACUUCACAAUGGUGGACCGCCGCUCCGGCGCCGUCGUGCAGGCGCCCGUGCGGUGGGUCGCCACCACGCCGUCCGUCCCGGAGCUGACCCGCCCCCGCCCCGAGGCCUACCUGAUCCCGCGCACCUGGGCCGCCGUGGCCGAGCGGCUGCGGGUGCUGGGGCUGCGGGUCGAGACGUUGGACGAGGAGUUCAGGGGCCAGGUCGGCACGCUGACGGUGGCCAACUCGACGCUGGAGCGGGAGCUGUACGAGGGCCACGUGCUCAACACGGUCUCGACGCGCGAGGGCAGGCGCGAGGUCGUCCUGCCGCCCGGCAGCUUCAGGGUCAGCACGAGGCAGAAGAAUGCGGCGCUGGCGUUCGUGGCGCUCGAGCCAGAGAACAUUGACAGCUACGUCACUUUCAACAUCAUCCCUGUCUCGGCGGGCGAGGAGUAUCCCAUUUUUAGGAUCCCGAGGUCAUGA
Molecule: messenger RNA, 1668 nt
Organism: Gaeumannomyces tritici R3-111a-1
Lineage: Eukaryota; Fungi; Ascomycota; Sordariomycetes; Magnaporthales; Magnaporthaceae
Exons: 3
Coding region: 1-1668 (555 amino acids)
Biological process (GO): proteolysis
Molecular function (GO): zinc ion binding; metallocarboxypeptidase activity
Source: RefSeq, a predicted model, not a curated record